Messenger RNA from Moneuplotes crassus, 2915 nucleotides. The record is from the annotation of a GenBank genome assembly. Lineage: Eukaryota; Ciliophora; Spirotrichea; Euplotida; Euplotidae.
UAAGCAACACAUGGAGUAAGUGAUUCUAACCAAUCAUUAUUACCAGACUUAUCAGCACGAGUUUUAAGGAACUUUUUCUACUAUAAGAGGCAAUUAAAGGGCCAAGGAUAGGACCAAUGGUCAAAUUUGAAAUUUAGAGGAUUUUUAAUAUAUUUUCCUACUUUGGCCUUUCAAAUUUCGCUGAUAUAGUGUUUGUACUAAAAUCAGGUGAGAUUUAGGACAUAUUAAGAUCCAAAUUUAGAAAUAUAUCAUUUCCUAUAGCUCCUUCAAUCUCUGAAUUUAGGAUUUUGGAGGUAAACUUUCUUUUUAUCAAAAUCAUAGUAUAAGCUAUUAAUACUAUCAUUAUUUUUUGGCUGGUCUUUUAAUCUCAGAUACCAACUUAAAUUAUAAUUGAAUCAUUUUGGGCUCUGAUUUUUCGGAGCAAAUCUAUUCCUCCAUGAAAGAGCAGAAUAAACUCUGAUAGUCGUUUAAACCCCAGUUAUGCCCAAUCUCUAAAUAUACAACUCCCCAAGUGCUAUACUAAUCCCCAAGAACCUAGUUCUCUAUGGCCUAAUUUGCAAUAUUUCUCCAAUGAAUUCCUUCCGAAACUAUAUUAGAAAUUUCUUCUCAUCAACAAGCACACCCUCUAGCCAUGGCAUCAGCCCACUGGUAAUACUCUAGAAUAAUCUAGCCUUCACUGGGACCUCUUGGUACAGGAACCUUCAGAAUCUCACCGAGAUUCUGAAGAGUUCAAGAACAAGUAGUAUAAGUAGUGAAUAAUAAAUUUCCUAGUUUAGCACCCAGAUCUGGGCUUGGAUUUUCUGGGAUUUACUCCUUCAGGAAGGACACUUGUUUAAUAGCGGUGGUGGAUUCGGCAAAUUUUAUUAUGAAGAGGGGACAAAGAGGGCUGAGUGGUCUGGAUAAUUAGCUGGAGUGAAGAUAGGGAUAGCUUUGGAUUCAGAGGGGUUGGUGAGAGGAAUCAUGCUUUGGGGUAGGAGAGUGCGAUGGGUAUGCCUCUAGCAUGGAUUUAUGGGGUGAUUAGUGACUCUGGGAAUAGGAGGAAGCGGUGUUGUAUUAUUUUUAGAUGAGCAAGGGUUUGUUUGCCCCGCCUUGAUCUGUGUAAUUUUUCCGUGUUUUCUUUGUGAUAGGGGAAUUCUUGUUAGGAGAUGACCGAUUUUACAAAUUGCUUAUUUAUUAAUUUUCUGAAAAAUUCAUGAGUAUAAAAUAAAAAGGAUGUUGGUAUUGAAUUUAUGUGAUUUGAAAAUUGGAUUCUAAAGACUAUUUGGCUAAAAUUUUGAGCAAAAAAUCACUAGAGAUAGUUCAUAAUACAACCUAGUGGAAGCUGCUGAGGCAAACUCUUUUGAAAUAAAUAAGAGCUAGUGUCUGCAAGGUAGUGGGCCACGAAAUAGAAUAAACAUUGAUAAAAUUCACAGUAGCCAAACUAAUAAAACGUACCAAAGCAUUAUAAAUCCGCUCAUGCUCCAUCUCAAGCCAAGCCACUGUGGAUGCUGUUAGCCAUAGCUCUUCUUUGCGAUGCAUUGCUCUGCAAGCAUCAAUUCUUAAGUAUUCCAAAAGAAUUGGCCUUUGCUGCUACCAGAUAGUUGGUCUAUGAAUUUCCCAGAGAAUUAGAGUUUUUGGCUCAAUUACAGUGAACUAAUCUUUGGAAUUUAAUAUUCAGUGGUAGAAGCUCGAUAGUGAUUUUUUCUAAUUUUUCAUAUUUUUAUUAUUGACUAAAAGUGAAAGGCCCAACUUUGAUAAAGAGAUGAGGAAUUAUAGGCUGCCAAAGGAUGGAUUAUACGCAAGCUUUUAAGUCACUGUUUUGUAUAUUUAGGAUAGCUUAGUGUUAGAAAGCCAAUAUUUUAAUAGGAACUGUUUAAAACAUCCCUUCUCAAGUCAGAUAUUUUAUGAUUAUAACAUCAAUUCCAAGAUGAAAUUUCCCUAAAAGCAUUCGAAAUCCCGAUCCCCAACCUAUGUCCCAAUAAGCUAAUAAAAACUCUCCUAGCCUAUCAUGCUCCUCUAUUGCCUCAAAAUUCUUUCAAACCCCUCUGAACAAACCCAGAGACUUAUUUCCCUCCCUGUUCUCUAUCAUUCUUCCUCUUAUCACCUAAAAUAGAUCUAUGACCAAGAACAAAGUAACAAGAAACCCAAAACUAAAGAGCUCCAGCGAUGCCAGCAUCAGUUACGGCUGCACAAGAUCAAAAUCCUCAUAUUUAUCCCAAUUUAUAACUAAAAAUGCCCAAAAGUCGAAGGGAGCCAAGCCUGCAAAGAGGAAGAAGGACCCAUUUAAAAGCAUGAAUUACGUCACGCCGACCUCUAAGAUCAACUUUUCCAUCAGUGAUGGCAAGCUAGACCUCAAGCUUGAGAAAAUGAGAGACAAGGUCUUUGCAACCCCUACUAAGGGCAGGCAUCGCAGAAUGAGAUCGACAGUUCAACCCGAGAUGUUUGAAAAUUGUGGGGUUAUAGCAGCUAAAUCUGAAAGCCAGAAUAUAGACGACACGAAGGAAAUAAAGCCGAAAGUGAAGAAAACUAUUAAGAAAACUGUAGCAACCUUCUCACCUAUUUUGGAAGAGGACAAUUAUGAUAAUGUUAUUGUCAAGAAAUGAGAUGAAGACACAAUGGGAGGUGCCAGUGGGCCGAGUUAUGUUGAAGCCAUCAAAUUUGCCUCAGUUUAUAACACUCAAACUGACUGUCAUAGCUCAAAGAUACUUGAUGAUCAGAUGAUCAAGGCUAAAAUGGACAAGAUAAAUGAGUACAGAGAUAGGCUAAGGAAGAAACCACAAAUCUUGAGUAGGAAUAUAAAGAAAGAAGAGAGAUAUAGCAUGAAAAAGACCACCUCCUCUAAGGCUGAAUCUGCCAUAGCAGGAUCCUCUACUCGUGAAUCUCAAAGUUAAACUACAAUUUUCCUAGCAUUUAUGCAAUUUCGCUUAGUAUUGUCA